Amblyraja radiata (thorny skate) is the source of this 1401-nucleotide messenger RNA. RefSeq names its product transmembrane protein 203 (gene tmem203). Lineage: Eukaryota; Metazoa; Chordata; Chondrichthyes; Rajiformes; Rajidae. Gene Ontology annotation, cellular component: endoplasmic reticulum. Gene Ontology annotation, biological process: intracellular calcium ion homeostasis. The record is from RefSeq and is a predicted model, not a curated record. The coding region runs from base 274 to 684 and encodes 136 amino acids. The transcript is spliced from 2 exons.
GCCCCCCGACCGCUCCCCGACACCGCCCCCGCCCGCCCGUUCCCCAACACCGACACCGUGCUGUCCGCUCCCCGGCGCGGCGUGUGGGCUCCGGGCGGAGCGCUGGGCCCCGGACGACGGAUCGGAUCGGACUGGACUGGACUGGCCCCGGAAGCUGAAUGAAGAGCUUGUUUACUGAAAGUGGACACCAGGAGCUGGUGCUGCACUGAUGUGAGCCCUGGUUACUGUUGACUGACUCGGGGCACUCUGGGCCCAGGCAACACCGCCACCACAAUGCUGUUCUCACUGCGUGAGUUGGUGCAGUGGUUGGGCUUUGCCACGUUUGAAAUGCUGCUGCAUCUGGCAGCCUUCCUGGUAUUUUCCAUGCUACUGGCCGUGAAAGUGGACAACUUUGUGGGACAACUGGACUGGUGGUACGUCUUCAUCCCGCUUUUCACUGCAGAUGGGCUGAGUACCUACUUCACCAUGAUUGUGUCUAUCCGUCUCUUCCAGUACGGUGAGAAACGACAGGCUAUCCUGCGCCUCUUCUGGAUCCUGACUGUUCUCAGCCUCAAGUUUGUCUUUGAGAUGCUGCUGUGCCAAAAGCUGGUUGAGCAGAGCACCCACCUGUGGUAUGGCCUCAUCAUGUCUCCAGUCUUCAUUCUCCUUCAAUUGUUGAUGAUACGGGCCUGCCGGGUGAACUGAACCCUGAAACCGCCUGCUCUGGCUUUCACAUUCAAGUCGAUGGACUCCCAGAUAGACAAGUCACAGGGAUAUUGGGACGGUUGCAAGGAGGGAGGCUUGGGUUAAACGAAAGCUCUUGUCUGGGUGAGGGGAUGUGUUGCUCUAUUCAAGCACAGAACGAGCAGAUGAAGAACUUGGUGCUGGCCCCUGGUGAGGAGAAGCACAGAGAACUCGGCAAGGAAACAAGCUGAAAGCAAGCAUAUUUAUGUUCCUCAGCUCCAGUGGCCCGGACCGCCCUCGAUUUGUUCCAUUGUUCUGUAAUCAGAGUCCACAGUCGAAAAGGGUUUCGUGAUUCCUCACGCCCUUCCCCGAAUGUGUUAAUGUUUUGGUGAAACUUCAAUCGGUGGAUGUCUCCACAGAUUCCCUUUGGCUGGUAUUUGGAAUAUUGUGUUUGGAUAGUCAUUAUUCAAGAUUCUCAGAGGUUGGAGAUACAGUGGAGUUUAUGUCCUGCGAUUCUUGCAGAAACGUGGCUGAUAUAUUUGUUGGACCAGAAGUGAGAGAAUGAAUCCAGCCUGAUGUUAAAUUAAGUUUAGAAAUUGUCCCUGAUCCUCCUUUCUUCCUGUUUCUCCUUUUCCUCAUUGUUCAGCAACAUCUGUCGCUCCACUCCCUCUGCUAUGUUGUAUUACCAAGUCGCCUGGCUGGACUCCAGGAGAGUGGAAUAAAUAUUUUGUAAGCAAA